Pollicipes pollicipes is the source of this 717-nucleotide messenger RNA. RefSeq names its product phospholipid scramblase 1-like. Gene Ontology annotation, biological process: plasma membrane phospholipid scrambling. The record is from RefSeq and is a predicted model, not a curated record. The coding region runs from base 1 to 717 and encodes 238 amino acids. NCBI's taxonomy places the organism in Eukaryota, Metazoa, Arthropoda, Thecostraca, Pollicipedomorpha, Pollicipedidae. Gene Ontology annotation, cellular component: plasma membrane. Gene Ontology annotation, molecular function: phospholipid scramblase activity. The transcript has a single exon.
AUGGGGGACGUGGUGGCUGAGCAGCCUCAGAGCCUCACGACUCCAGCCGAGGAGGUCAUACCGGGCUGUCCUAAGGGUCUGGAGCACUUGGCCGUGGCGGAGAAGGUGAUCAUCAAACAGGAGCUGGAAAUGCUGGAGGCGCUGACCGGCUACGAGACCGCCAACCGGUACGUCAUUACCAACGAACAGGGGCAGCAGAUAUAUUGCGCUGCCGAACAGAGCGAUUGUCUCGCGCGUGUCUGCUGCCGCCAGAACCGUGCCUUCGACAUGCGCAUCGUGGACAACUCUGGCGUGGAGGUGUUCCACUUGCUGCGGCCGUUCCGCUGCGGCGGCUGCUGCUGCUCGCCCUGCUGCCUGCAGCGGUUAGAGGUGUCGCGCGGCGGCCAGCUGCUCGGCCUGGUGACACAAGACGGCCGGCUCUGCUCCACCAGCUUCAGUGUCCGCUCGGCGACCGGCGACACCCAGCUGAAGAUCACCCGCGCCUGCUGCACCUGCCGCUGCUGCGGCGAGCGCAAGUUCAAGAUCAAGUCGGCCGACGGGAAGCACGACGUGGGGACGCUGGGCAAGUGGUGGGGCGGCUUGGUGCGAGAGAUGUUCACGGACAGCGACAAGUUCUGCGUGCAGUUCCCCCGAGACAUGGACGUCACGGUCAAGGCGACAGUUGUUGGGGCGGUCUUCCUUAUCGACUUCAUGGCGUUCGAGGACAAUAAUGCGUAG